This is a messenger RNA of Rodentolepis nana, 390 nucleotides long. The record is from the annotation of a GenBank genome assembly. Lineage: Eukaryota; Metazoa; Platyhelminthes; Cestoda; Cyclophyllidea; Hymenolepididae.
GGUAUGGUCGAUCCAGGUGAAGAAGUGUCCGCAACACUGAAGAGAGAAUUUUCUGAGGAAGCGAUGGCUUCGCUUGAUGCAUCCGAAGAUGAAGUGGCGAAAAUUCGAUCCCAAGUUAACAGCGCCUUCAGCAAUGGACUUGAGGUCUAUCGGGGGUAUGUGGAUGAUCCUCGAAAUACGGACAACGCGUGGAUGGAAACUGUGGCUGUCAAUUUUCAUGAUGAGGAUGGAAGUGGGCUUGCCAAAUUCAAGCUUUCCGCGGGUGAUGAUGCAGCUGCUGUACGAUGGGUGGAUGUUGAUCCAAAUUUGGAAUUGUACGCUAGUCAUCGAAGCUUUCUCGAAUUGACUGCUAAUCUACAUGGCGCCUUUUGGAGUAAUGGGAAAAGAUAA